Schizosaccharomyces octosporus yFS286 is the source of this 1879-nucleotide messenger RNA. RefSeq names its product arginine specific carbamoyl-phosphate synthase subunit Arg5. The coding region runs from base 374 to 1633 and encodes 419 amino acids. Gene Ontology annotation, molecular function: carbamoyl-phosphate synthase (glutamine-hydrolyzing) activity. NCBI's taxonomy places the organism in Eukaryota, Fungi, Ascomycota, Schizosaccharomycetes, Schizosaccharomycetales, Schizosaccharomycetaceae. Gene Ontology annotation, cellular component: carbamoyl-phosphate synthase complex; cytoplasm. The transcript has a single exon. The record is from RefSeq and is a predicted model, not a curated record. Gene Ontology annotation, biological process: L-glutamine metabolic process; L-arginine biosynthetic process; 'de novo' pyrimidine nucleobase biosynthetic process.
CAUCGUUAGAUCACCACGCAGAUCAGUAUUUGCCAACAUGUAAAAAUAGCAUCAAUCACAAACUUCUACUUUACUACCACCAUUCCCUUUAAGAAGUCAAUUGGUAUUACAGGGUUUGUAGGCUAUUCUUUCGUUUGAUUAGCGACUAUCUUUACAGUUUUGGAGUCGCAUUUUUUUGUAUAGAGGAUAUUUCUCUCGUAAGAAAUAUUUUUUUUGCUUUUAGCUUCAUAUCAUCCAAACUCGCGUUUUGGUGCUAUAAAGCUGAACAGAAAAAGGGCCGAGGAAACUAUUUAAUUUAACAUUUGUGUAUAAAACUAAUUUACUUACUGAUUUCUUCUGAUCAUCUGUCGUCGUUAAACUUUCGUUGUUGAACAUGUUUCGUUUUUUGAAGCCCUCUGUUUUGAAUACUUCUCUCCGCUGUGGGCAACGCUUUUAUUCUAAGCUUCCUCCUGUUACCAACAGUGAGCGUAUCUUGCCUAAGCAGACUCCCUUUCCUACCCCACAAAGUACGAACGAUAUCGCUACUCUUACUAUUCGUAACGGUCCCAUCUUCCAUGGAACUUCUUUUGGUGCCAACCGUAACAUCUCCGGUGAAGCUGUCUUCACCACUUCUCCUGUCGGAUAUGUUGAAUCUAUGACUGAUCCUUCCUAUAAACAGCAGAUUUUGGUCUUUACUCAACCAUUAAUUGGUAACUAUGGUGUUCCAAGUGGCUCGAAGCGUGAUGAACACGGUCUUCUUCGUCACUUUGAAUCUCCUCACAUCCAAUGUGCUGGUGUAGUUGUGAACGAUUACGCCACCAAGUACUCUCACUGGACUGCUGUUGAGUCUCUUGGUGAAUGGUGUGCCCGUGAAGGUGUUGCUGCAAUUUCCGGUGUAGAUACCCGUGCUAUCGUUACUUACUUGCGUGAACAAGGUAGUAGUCUUGCCAAAAUCAGCAUCGGUGAAGAAUACGAUGCUAAUGACGAUGAGGCUUUUGCCGAUCCUAGUGCCGUCAAUUUGGUUAGCCAGGUUUCUACUCGUGAGCCUUUCUUUGUUGGUGGUGGCGACGGAAUGUUGAAUGUUGCCGUUAUUGACUGUGGUGUCAAGGAAAACAUUCUCCGUUCUCUUGUUAGCCGUGGUGCUAGUGUUACUGUCUUCCCCUUUGAUUACCCCAUCCAAAACAUUGCUAGCAACUACGAUGGUGUUUUCUUGACCAAUGGUCCCGGUGACCCCACUCAUCUUACCAAGACCGUCAGCAAUCUUCGACAAUUAAUGGAUACCUACAAUGGACCUAUUAUGGGUAUUUGCAUGGGUCACCAAGUACUUGCAUUGGCCGCUGGUGCUAAAACUAUUAAGCUCAAGUACGGUAACCGUGGUCAUAACAUUCCCGCUUUUGAUAUUGCUAGUGGUAACUGCCAUAUUACCUCUCAAAACCACGGUUAUGCCGUCGAUAUCGCAUCCCUUCCUGCCGAAUGGAAGUCUACCUGGGUUAAUUUGAAUGAUCAAUCAAACGAAGGUAUCGCUCAUACCACUCGCCCUAUCUCUUCUGUUCAAUUCCAUCCCGAAGCUCGUGGUGGUCCUAUGGAUACCCAUUACCUCUUUGAUAACUACAUGGAGGAAGCCCGUAAGUACCAAAAAUCCCGUACAUCUUAAAUUUGUUCUAUAGUGGUUUAUUUGUUUUUUUUGGGAGAUUUUUUUUAGUUGUUGUUAUUGUGUUGUUUUAAAAUUAAACUUGGAUUUGUUGUUUCUUUAGACUUUCUACGAAACGGUUUUGGUAAAUGAGGGUUUGCUAAUGUCCUGUAAUAUUCAAACACCUCGGAGCGUUUCUAUAUAACUUUUCCUUUGUUAGUGCUUUUUCAUAAAAUUAAUUGAAAAUUAAUACAAUGUUUAAGAUUGAAU